ACAUCAUUGUACUGGGAGGCAGCAGACUCUCCAACUUGCUCCUAACCUAAGGAUAUACAGCAGCAGUAGAAGGACAGUGGUGCUGAAGAUUUCUUACCCCUUUUUGGAACUCAUACUCAUUCAACUGAAUGCCGAUUUAACCUUAGAAAAUGGAAGUACGAGUAUUGAGCAUCCUCAUCCUCCUGGUGGCCUUGACGGCUGUUCAUGGUAGUGGUUCAUAUGUGGUGAAGAAGGUGAUGAAGGUCGCCCCUCAAUACCAGCCCUACUCUGUGAAGGGUCACGUGGUGUCGGUGGCGGGAGAGCCCGGUGCGCCAGGUGAGCCCGGCCCAGAAGGCCCCCCUGGCCCACCUGGCCCUCCAGGGGAAAGUGCUGUGGGACAGCCUGGACCCGAGGGCCCUGCCGGACCACCCGGACCUGCUGGCUACUCGGCACCUGGCAAACCUGGUUCCUCAGGUGGGCCUGGUAAGCCUGGUGUUCCUGGCACAGCUGGCAAGAAAGGAGAGAGGGGCACAGCUGGACUUCAAGGGCCUAGGGGCAUGCCUGGACCUACUGGAAGUUCUGGACCAGCUGGGAUCUCUUCCACUGGCAAGCCUGGACCUCAUGGUCUGCCUGGAGCAAUGGGGCCAAGAGGGGAAACAGGCCUUAAGGGACAUCCAGGUAUGCCUGGUUUGCCAGGAGCUAAGGGUGAUAGAGGAGUGGGUAUCCCAGGGGCACAAGGUGAGACAGGAGCUGUGGGACCUAUGGGACCAGCUGGGCAGCCUGGAGCAGCCGGAGUUGGAAAGCCAGGCAAGCCAGGAAUCCCUGGUGAAGCAGGAAAGUCAGGUAGCCCAGGUAGGGAUGGGGGCGCUGGUCCCAUGGGUUUGCCAGGUGCUAAGGGACACACAGGGGCUCCUGGUGUAGGUAUGCCUGGAAAACCAGGUGAUAAUGGGGCUCCAGGUAUGCCUGGUGCAGCUGGUCCUAAAGGUCAUCAGGGAGCAACGGGAGCAACUGGUGCUCCCGGUAUCCCUGGAUAUGGAAAGCCAGGAGCAAAUGGACAGAAGGGUGAGAGGGGAGUUGUAGGAAGCACAGGCACAACAGGUCAGAAGGGUGAGCCAGGAGCACAGGGAUAUACCGGUGCUACUGGUGCUACUGGGCCCAUGGGUCUCACUGGUCCUCAGGGUGCAAGAGGCUUCCAGGGAGAUACUGGGGAAAUGGGUCCCAAAGGUGACACAGGUGCAAUGGGACCCCAGGGACCAAAGGGAUAUAAGGGAGAUCAGGGAGCACAAGGUUUCCAGGGAAAGCAAGGUAAUACUGGAGCAACAGGCCCAACUGGUGCAAUGGGAGCUACUGGAGCUCCAGGUAACAAAGGUGACACUGGUCACACAGGUUCAACUGGUGCUUCAGGUGUCCCAGGACCUGCCGGGCCCAAAGGUUUCCCAGGGCGCAAUGGUGAGGCAGGUGAGGCUGGAGCUGCUGGAGCCACAGGUCCCAGAGGACCUGUUGGGCCUACUGGUGCCGCAGGUACACCUGGCCUUAAAGGACACCCGGGUCUCCCUGGAGCACCUGGCCCAGCUGGACUGGCCGCUAAGGGAAUCCUUGGCCCUCUCGGUCCCCCUGGGCUCCCUGGUGCUGAUGGUCAGGAUGGUGGCCAAGGCCCUGCUGGCCCUCCCGGCCCACCUGGUCCUCCCGGCGAGUUCUUUUUCGAAAAGAGCAUGGGCAUGGGUGAGGUCAUGGUGCCUACUCUUGUUAAGGCCCCUAUGUCUGCUUUCUCUGUUUCUCUGGCUAGGCCUUAUCCUCCAUCUGGGGAACCUAUUAAGUUUGACAAUGAGGUGUACAAUGCGGAGAAUCACUAUGACACUACCACUGGGCAGUUCACUUGCCAGGUUCCUGGAGUCUACUACUUCUCAUAUACCAUUCACGUGAAUGGGGCUCAUGCUCUGGUGGCUCUGUACAAGAACGACAAGCCAGUCAUGUUCAGCUAUGAUGAGUACAACAAGGGCUUCCUGGACCAGAUGUCCGGUAGCACUGUCCUUAUGCUCGAUGUGAACGACACAGUCUACCUUCAGAUUCCCGAUGAUGAGGCCAAUGGCGUUUUUGCUGCUGAGAACGUCCACUGCUCUUUCUCUGGGUUCCUUAUCGCUUCAACGUGAUACGGUGUCACCCAAUAACAACACAACUAAAUCUGCAGGCUAUUUCUCAAACAAGUAAACUCUCUGUCUUUCCCAACCAGGCAGUUGUCUCUUUUUUUGAGUAAUAGAAGUAUCUCGACUUGAAAAAUCCAAGAAAUGGGUGCUAAGAAGAAGGAAAUAAUUUAUCUAAGAGGUUAUCAGGGAUGGGGAGGCAAUCAACAAAGUUACCAAUGAUUCAGAAUUGUAUUUUUUGUGAGUGGAGGCAACAUGUGAAAUUUAGAUGUUAUGGCUAUGUUGUGUCUUGAAAAAGUUUUUGUUUUAAAUUAUUAUUACAGCAGGUGAUUCUUGUUUUGUGUAUGUCUGUGUUUUUGUACAACCUUGUUUUUGGUGACCGAUUCGAUAACCUCAUUAAAAGUUCAUAAUUACUUUC
Messenger RNA from Oncorhynchus masou masou (cherry salmon), 2538 nucleotides. RefSeq names its product collagen alpha-1(X) chain-like. Lineage: Eukaryota; Metazoa; Chordata; Actinopteri; Salmoniformes; Salmonidae. The record is from RefSeq and is a predicted model, not a curated record. The coding region runs from base 150 to 2129 and encodes 659 amino acids. Gene Ontology annotation, molecular function: protein binding. The transcript has 3 exons.